This is a messenger RNA of Gaeumannomyces tritici R3-111a-1, 2181 nucleotides long. RefSeq lists its product as hypothetical. The transcript is spliced from 2 exons. The record is from RefSeq and is a predicted model, not a curated record. Lineage: Eukaryota; Fungi; Ascomycota; Sordariomycetes; Magnaporthales; Magnaporthaceae. The coding region runs from base 1 to 1992 and encodes 663 amino acids.
AUGGAUCCUGGGACUGCGCUAGGCGCCGUUUCUCUGAUUUUCCAGGUAUUUUCGGGCUGCAUCAAAGGCUAUCAAUUACUUUCGGCUGCCAAAGGCCUCGACGACGACCACAAAUUCUUCCGCAUUCGCAUCAAGAGCGAGCAGUACCGUCUCCUCAACUGGGCACAGAUCGCUCAGCUGAGCGAGAACGACGACACUCUCACCAUCAGCAGAUCCAGCAAGACGCUGCUUCUCGAUGUCCUCGACCAGCAACACCGCCUGCUCCUCCGAUUUGGGCGCCUGGACGAACGGCUAAGACCUCUCACAAGGCCGCUUCUGCUCAGUGACGAGGUUGAUCUCGGUCGAGACGCAGGGGUCAAUUACAGGCAGCGCGAUGGAGAGCUCGAGACUCUCAUCGGGGACGAUGACGUGCAGCGGCGCUUCCCGGCCACCAACCCACUCCUCAUGAAGUCGCUGAAGUUCAUCAAGAAAACAAGUCGCUUCCCAACAAGUAUCCGCUGGGUAGUAUCCGACAAGGCCAAGAUUGAGGAGCUUCUGGGAAGACUAACGGGGCUGAACGACUAUCUGGACCAGCUGCUCAGCACCCAGCAGAUGGAGCUGCUCAGUAGCCAGCAAACCCGGACGAACUACCAGAUCCUGCAGCUGAACAACAAGAUAGACCAGCUUUCUGACCUUUUCAAGGCAGGAAUGCUCCAGGCAACAAACAAACGAGAAAGCGAACAUCUUUCCGCCUCCGUUUCGCCCUGGCUUUUAUCAGACCGCAAUGAUUAUACGAUGCGCCGGGGAUUAGAGGGGAGCCUGGCGCAGCUUGCGCAGACCAAGGUCCUCGUCACAGCAACAGAAAGAAAGCCAUGUCCUUUUGUGCGCGACUUGCUCUCCACCCUCCAACUAGAGACUUCGGUGUGGACGGACGGCCAGUCUUCCAGGCUUGCUGAGAGAGAUAUCCAGUUAGUGGAAACGCACAAGAGUUCACAAAGCCCAGAUAUCACAAGCCAUACCAAGCGGACAACGGCAUGGUACAAGCCGUCGUCACAGUCCUGGCGCGCCGUGUGGGUAGAGUGGAAGCAGCUGCCCCGCGUGACAGACGGGGGCCGCAUCGGCAGAACCACCACAGAAAGGCUCGAGGCUCUGGUCGGCCUGCUACGCGAAGACAAGCACACGCGCCAGUUCCGAGCGCUGCGCUGCCUAGGCUACUACGUACACACGACAGCCCAGCAGAGCGACGGUCAGGCGGUCAGGCUAGACUACGGCUGCGUGUACGAGAACCCGGAGGGCGUCGACCCCACAGCCCGCCCGGUGUCGCUGCUGGAACAUAUAGUCGAGCCGCGGCAGGCAAGGAAGACGCCCUCGCUGUCGGCGCGCGUCGCGCUGAUGCGCUCACUGGCCGAGUCGCUAGAGCGGCUGCACGCCGUGAACUGGCUGCACAAGGGCCUUCGGUCAGAACACAUUAUGUUCUUCCCACCAGACUGCGCACCUCCACAUGAUGCUGCCAUCAGUCUGGAUAUCUGCCGUCCCUACCUCACAGGCUUCGACUACUCCCGUCCCGCGGCGGAGCGAUACAGUCAUAUGUCCGAGACAGCGUCGGCCGACGCGGCCGAGGAUCUCUACCGCCACCCGGCUGUGCAAGGUAGAGCCCGGUGCUCGGCCACCAGUCGCGGUUACAAGAAAAUCCACGACAUCUACUCGCUCGGCAUCGUGCUCUUGGAAAUCGCACUCUGGAAGCCUAUCUUCAAAAUCCUCGGGCGUGCGCGCGUUGAGGAUGUCAGCGCCAGGGAGGCCGCUGAGGCCAAGGAGACGCUGCUGAGUGGGGGGCUUGGCGUCACGAGCUGGCUCAGAAGCAACCUGGGGGACACGGUCUCUGAUGUGAUUGUGGCGUGUCUCACCGGCCCUAUAGCCUUUGGUAUCGCGGGUCUCGAGGACGAGGAAGGGGUGCAGCUGCAGGAGCGGUUCUUCGAGGUCGUCGUCAAGCGGCUGCAGAGCCUGCGCAUCUGAUUGCCCCCAGUAAUCACACCUAAGCAUCUACCAUGCGGCUAUCCUCAAGCCACGUGGCUACAGGUGGCACGUACCCGUCAGCCCUCAUGCUUCACGACGCAUGCUGUCCUUGUCGACAUUCUCGGACGAGCCAACGAGGCUACGCCCUGGGCAUGGCCUUUCGCAUCCCGCCUGUUACGCUUCACCGCU